GUUCCCGUACACCUGCCAGCUGCCACCGUCAUCCUUUGCAAUCACUGCACAUCCCACAUAUAGAAGCCACCAUGGACAAGUCAGACCUGGAGACCUACCAAGUGCAGCUCUCGCAAGUUGAACUCGCCCUCUCCGCCGAUCCCGAGAACAACGAGCUUAUCUCCCUGCGCUCAGAGCUGAAGGAGCUCAUCGAGCUGACACAGGCCGCGAUCGCACAGGCCGAGGCCGCCGCGUCCUCUAAAGCGGAGUCGUCGAAGAAGAGCGCGGCCGCGACCGCGUCUUCGUCCAAAGUCUGGUCCGCUGGGGACGACUGCCUCGCGAAGUACUCCGGGGACGGGCAGUGGUACCAGGCGCGGAUCGCGUCCGUGGGCGGGUCGGCGGACAACCGCGUGUUCAGCAUCGUGUUCAAGGGGUACAACAACACGGAGCUCGUGAACGCGGCGCAGAUCAAGGCGCUGCCCGCGAACUACCAGGGCCCGACGCCCGCCGCGGCGAACAAGCGCAAGCUGUCGAAGGCGGAGGAGGAGGACCGCGAGAAGAAGAAGAAGAAGAACGAGAAGAAGCUGGAGGUCAAGGCGGCGAAAGCGAAGGAGCAGCAGGAGAAGCAGCACUCGUGGCAGAAGUUUGCGAAGAAGUCGGAGAAGAAGGGCAUCCACAUAGCGGGGGUGGCGGGGUCGAGUAUCUUCAAGACACCAGAGAACCCGCUAGGGAGAGUCGGUGUUACAGGAAGUGGCAAGGGCAUGACUGGGGUGGCUCCUCGAACGAAACACAAGUUCGAGGUCACCGACGAACCCAAUGCUUGAAUGAUCUCUACUCCAUGUAUCGUAUUUGCCGUUCUGUCAUAUGCAUUAGUAUAACCUUGAUAACCC
Trametes versicolor FP-101664 SS1 is the source of this 869-nucleotide messenger RNA. RefSeq lists its product as uncharacterized. Gene Ontology annotation, molecular function: DNA-binding transcription factor activity. The coding region runs from base 72 to 803 and encodes 243 amino acids. The transcript is spliced from 3 exons. The record is from RefSeq and is a predicted model, not a curated record. NCBI's taxonomy places the organism in Eukaryota, Fungi, Basidiomycota, Agaricomycetes, Polyporales, Polyporaceae. Gene Ontology annotation, biological process: negative regulation of DNA-templated transcription.